AAUAUUUAUUUUUUUUAUCCUCAGGGGAUCCGACUGGCCAAUGUGUUGAAUUUAACUCAUCAGUAAAAACCUGUGAGGUGUUUGCCUGGUGUCCGAUCGAGGGAAUGAGGAAUGCUUCCAAGCCUGCUGUUUUGGAAUCAGCAGAAAACUUCACCGUCUUUAUUAAAAACAAAAUUGGAUUCAUUAACUUCAAUUACACAAAGAGAAACAUCUUGCCGGAUAUGAACGAAACCUAUCUAAAACAGUGUAUGUUUAACCGAAAGACGGACCCAUACUGCCCGAUAUUCCGCCUGGGAAAUAUUGUCCAAGAAGCCGGGGAGAAUUUCACAGAAAUGGCUGUUAAGGGAGGAGUGAUAGCAAUACAGAUUAACUGGGAAUGUGACCUGGAUUGGCUGCUUCACAAGUGUGUCCCGGAGUACAGCUUUCGAAGACUGGACGAGAAAAACGACAAGAAGACCCUAUUCCCUGGCUUCAGCUUCAGGUUUGCAAGAUACUAUAAACAGAACGGAGUGGAAGAGCGCACAUUGUUCAAGGUGUAUGGAGUCCGGUUUGAUGUCAUGGUGACUGGAAAGGCUGGAAAAUUCAAUCUAAUUAAGCUGAUUACAUACAUUGGAUCCACACUCUCCUACUUCGGUGUGACAAUAAUCGUGGUUGACUUCCUCCUUGCAAACUACGUUCAUCCCAGUUGCUGCAAAAAAGAGGUCAAAAGUUACUAUACUGGGAAGAAAUAUGAAACUGUGGAAUAUCAGUUAGAGAUGAGAGACGUCAGCAACAGAGAAGGUCAGGAUUGUGAAUCCAGCCCUUAGUGCAUUUUUAUACUGUGUUUAUUGUUGUUGUUGUUUUAACAUGUAUUGUGCACACAGUAUAUUUUUCAUUGCUAAGCAAAGGCAGAUAGUUAAUUCAGUUUUGUUCUGACAGCAGUUUUCAUAAACUGAUGCUUUGCAACACUUUUGUAUCACGCUGAAAUGAAUAAAAAUGAACAAAA
Acipenser ruthenus (sterlet) is the source of this 985-nucleotide messenger RNA. Its product is annotated as P2X purinoceptor 7-like. Gene Ontology annotation, cellular component: nuclear inner membrane; plasma membrane. The record is from RefSeq and is a predicted model, not a curated record. The transcript has 8 exons. The coding region runs from base 105 to 806 and encodes 233 amino acids. Lineage: Eukaryota; Metazoa; Chordata; Actinopteri; Acipenseriformes; Acipenseridae. Gene Ontology annotation, molecular function: extracellularly ATP-gated monoatomic cation channel activity; purinergic nucleotide receptor activity. Gene Ontology annotation, biological process: response to ATP; monoatomic cation transmembrane transport.